This is a messenger RNA of Solanum verrucosum, 1153 nucleotides long. RefSeq names its product protein CANDIDATE G-PROTEIN COUPLED RECEPTOR 2-like. Lineage: Eukaryota; Viridiplantae; Streptophyta; Magnoliopsida; Solanales; Solanaceae. Gene Ontology annotation, cellular component: plasma membrane. The record is from RefSeq and is a predicted model, not a curated record. Gene Ontology annotation, biological process: G protein-coupled receptor signaling pathway. The transcript has 6 exons. The coding region runs from base 120 to 1055 and encodes 311 amino acids. Gene Ontology annotation, molecular function: G protein-coupled receptor activity.
CAACGCAACUACUCCUUCGAUCUACCCUCCUCCGAUUGCUUCCAUUUCACGUCGGACUAGGGUUCCGAUGAUCUCAUCCAUAAGUUUUCAAUGCCUUUGAUUUUUGGCGUCUUCGAAGAAUGACAAAUUUUAGUGGAGCAUUUUCCAUUACUGAAGCUUCAUCUCCCACCGAAGCAGGUCCGGCCCGAACCGGAACCGGAGCCGGAACCGCCGGUCGAGAUGACUUCAUAUUCCGGUUGUCCAGCUCUGCAACUGCGUGCCAUGGGUUCUGGCACGAUGCGGCACUGGUAUUACCAUCGGUUUUGUUCGUACUAUACUUAGGGUUUCAUGCUAGGAGCAACAUUAAGAAGCUCAGUCACCGUCGGUCUUUUGUAAUGAUUGGAUACUAUGGACUUCUGUGGUUUGCUGUUCUUUUAAACCUUGGUUGGUGCUUUCUUCAGGUAUGGCAGUGCACUCCAGGGAAGCAGGUGGCUUGGAAUCUUUUAUCGUUGUUUGCAACGUCUGCAAUGCUAUUUCUGGAGAUUAGCAUAGUGGCGUUCUUACUUAAGGAGAAUUAUGCGAGCUGUUUGGAAACUUUAGCACGCACUUUCAUUGUUUCAGGCCUUUUUGUCGGCGUGGAUUUACUGUUAAAGGCAAUUUUUAUAUUUGGAUUUGGUGUUCCACUUUUCCUUGACAUGGAAAUAGCUGAUAGGGGGAAGUGGGGUGUCUGGUGCACCAACAAGCUUCUUCUUACUGCAGCUUAUGGCUACAUAUUGUUUGUGCAUUUCUCAAAGUGGAGAGAUAAGCUGCCUCCACGUCCAGCCUUCUACAACUACGUCAUCGUCAUGUUUGUGACAACUGCUGUAAUGUUAUUUGCCUGUGGGCUUGCAGGCAUUAGUGGCGGCUUUGGACUUUGGUUGUAUAAUUUGACAGUAGUUUGUUAUCACUCGCUUUAUCUUCCAUUUCUUUAUGUGACAUUCCUGGCUGAUUUUUUCAAGGAGGAAGAUUGGCUUCUGGACAGCGCAUACUACUCAGAGAUGAAAGAUGCAGGAUUUUUUGAUGCAGACUGGGAGUAAGCUUGUAAAACUGUAAACAAAUAAGCAAUUCCAACAUGUAAUUGUAAAUAUUGACUGGCUGGUAUUGUGACAAACAAAACCAAUAGUUAUUCAAGUGA